This is a messenger RNA of Dimorphilus gyrociliatus, 2110 nucleotides long. The record is from the annotation of a GenBank genome assembly. Lineage: Eukaryota; Metazoa; Annelida; Polychaeta; Dinophilidae.
AAUGUUGACUACUCAGAGAAGGAAGGAUGCUCAACGAAAAGGAACAAAGUCACAAAGUCGAAAUGAUAAGAAGAGUCCAGAAUCUGAAAAGAAAAGAACUUCUCGUACGGUAAACAAAGAGAAUCGAGAACAGGAAUUAGGCGAAAAGGCGAGACUUGAGGAUGAAAGAUCAGAAAGAUCUCGUUUAAACACGUCAAGGAAAUAUGAAAGCCAUCUUCUUCCUCAUGAUUCCCAGACUUUUCGUAGUAUAAUCGAUACUCAUCGAUUUGAUUUGAUCGAUCAUUUAGUUUGCAAUACAAGCUUUUUGAAUAAUUUAUCACAAUUUGGUUUUAUUGAAAGAGAUGAAAUUGUUAAUUUUGCGAGGUAUAGAGAUAAAACGGUUCAGAACACGCUGCUUUUAGAAGAAUUACAAGCCUCGCAUAAAAAGUAUGGUGAAGAAAGCUAUUCAAAUUUUUUAGAAUGUUUGCGAAGGAGUGAUCAAACUCAACUGGCUGAACGUUUAACAAAUGUUGAACAGGAGGUGAAAAUUGUUGACGAAUAUCAAAAGAUUUUGGAAGAACAUCUUGAUUCCGUUGAUAAAUAUCUUAGCCUUGAGUCAAGGAGGGCGCAAAUCGCCGAAAGAAUACAACCAGGAGCUAAAGUCAGAGCAACACAUCUCGAAACUUCUAGGCAUUCGGAUCGAAAUUCCUUAUCAGAAUUUUUGCACAAAGUGGGUUAUACGACUAAGCUGACCUUGCAUCAGUUCGAAAGGUGUCGGGAAGUAAUUGAUAAAUUACACAGAGAUUGCGAUGAAGUUGCUAAAACUAAUGCUGAAAUGUUGUACAAGUUAAAAGAAUGUGACGAAAUUAUUUCAAGGUCUCUACCUCCUCAUUUAAGGGAAAAGAAAACUGGUAAAGAAUUAGCAAGAAUUACCCCAAGAACUCCAAGGUCGAAGAGAAAUGAGGCCGAACUUUUCAUGGCAUCUAUCAAAUACAAUAUGCGUAAAUUAAAGGUUAAAAGACCUUUAAACUGUAUUCUAAAUGAAUUAAUGCAACCUAUUUUUCAGGAAGACUUGCACAGUCAAGAAGUUGGCCGGAUGCAAUGCGAAAUAAUUGCUGGACAGAUGGAGAGAGAUGUUAAGGAUAGAACACAAAAUCUUAGUAAAUACACUGAACCACCACCAAGGGAUGGUAGAACAGUUAAAUAUCUGUUGAACGUGCCGGAAUUUACCGGUACAAAACCGAACGAACUUAAGAAAAGAUUAGAGGAUCUAGCUAUCGCUUUGCAUUACUAUACAUAUCACGAAGGACAAUUAACUCAUCAAAUGAAUAUAACCAAAUAUAAGAGAAUAAUAUCUCAUAGAAACUUUGACAAAGUCGAUAAAGAUUUAAAAAUACUGCAAUCUCAAUUGAAAAAUAAUGAAAAGGAGAAAGCAAUAGCUACAGCAAGCCAUAUUGUAGACGUCACAAAGUCGGAAAGAGAAGAUUGCUUAAAAAUAUUAAACAAUAUUGAAAAGCACGUUGGAAGUCGUAAACAAAAGUUAUAUGAAGCUAUCACAGAUUCAAAGCCUAUUAGGAGGCGGAAAAAGUCAAAGAACAAUCAGCAAGGCACCGACUCUAAUUUUUCUAAGAGAUUAGCAGAACUUGAUACAGAAGUAGGGGAGUAUAUUGACUUGGAAAUGACUCUGGGUCAGCGCUAUCGAUCCGAAUUAGCCCAUAAAACGCAAGAUUUCAGCGCAAAGAUGAGAAAAAAGGAAAAAUAUAUAAGAGACUCCGAGCGCCGUCUGGUGGCUCUUGAAAAUGAUAAAGAUAAAUAUAAACGGCUGUAUACUAAUGAGAAAUCCUUGAAUGUUUUACAAAAGCCAACUUUAGCUCGAAAAAAAGAUGAUCUUUCGACAGCCCUUAUGGCAUAUGAAGAGCCUCGUAAGGAAACUCCGCCCAAAAGACGACCUAGGAGAAAGAAUAAGGUAAAAGAAGAUAAAGAAAAGGAUGAUUUAUUGGUUGAAAGAAUGACUUUCAAAACGAGACCAAAAAUAGCAAGAAGAGUGAGGAAAAGUAUUGAAAAGAAAGAAGAAGAGGUCCGCGAAAAAGAGUCAAUCGUCAUUUCUCUACCAUCAAUUGAUGUAAAUUAA